Messenger RNA from Teleopsis dalmanni, 1021 nucleotides. Its product is annotated as endothelin-converting enzyme homolog. Lineage: Eukaryota; Metazoa; Arthropoda; Insecta; Diptera; Diopsidae. Gene Ontology annotation, molecular function: metalloendopeptidase activity. The annotation marks the transcript as partial. The transcript has a single exon. The record is from RefSeq and is a predicted model, not a curated record. Gene Ontology annotation, cellular component: plasma membrane. Gene Ontology annotation, biological process: protein processing.
AAGGUAUUGGAUAAUAUGAUUUAUAGAAAAUAUAAUACCAAAACAACAGAAAUGGAUGUUAAACUAGUAUGGAAUAAACUAAAAAACAUUUAUAGAUCAAAAUUAUUAUCUACAGAACUAAGUUGGAUUGAUCUCGAUACUAGAAAGUCAGCUAUUGAGAAACUUGAUGCAAUGAAAUUGGAAAUCAACUCUUAUACUAAAGACGACUUCGCCAAGGAGUUUGCCAACUUGACAAUUAAUGGUGAGGAUUAUGUUGAAAAUAUUAAGAAUAUGUUAAAUUGGAGUGCCUCUCAAUUACUUAUUAAAUUACGUGAACCACCAAAACCAAUGGAAGCAGGCGAAUUACUUUCAUAUACCCCUGCAAAUAUUAUUAUUGAAAACACAAUAAAAGUGCCAGUAUCACUAUUACAGCCUUAUUAUCUAUGGGCUGCCAUUUAUCCAAAUGCUUUAAAAUUUGGAACUUUGGGCACGUUAGUUGGUCAUGAGAUGGUACAUGGUUUUGAUGACACAGGUCGAAGAUAUGACAAGGAUGGAAAUAGUAGAGAUUGGUGGGAUGAACUAUCUACAAAAAUAUUCACGGCAAAAACUAAAUGCUUCUCUAAUCAAUACAGUAAAUACAUAUACGGUGGACGUUACCUACCAGAAAGUACUGCACAGUCUGAAAAUAUUGCUGACAAUGGCGGAAUACGUUUGGCAUAUGAAGCUUAUUUGAAUUGGUAUGAGGAUGCAGUGCGCUCUGGGCAAAAUUUAGAAUUUGAAACAUUACCGACAUUGAAUUAUACAAGUAAACAAUUAUUUUUUAUAACAUAUGCACAAUUGUGGUGUAGUGAUAGUCAUCCAAAAAUAAGAGAUUUGCAGACAUCAACAGACUCACAUGUGCCUUCAAUGUUUAGAGUAAUUGGACCACUUUCAAAUAUGGUAGAAUUCUCGAAGGAAUUCAACUGUGAACUAGAUUCUCAGAUGCAUCCGUCAAAUAAAUGUGCAAUUUAUUAGAAAAUUUAAUAAUAUUUCAAUUUAUAUA